UUCUCUCAUCUCAAUCAUGUCGUCUUCGUCCUCUCCGACCACGAAUGAAAUCGUCGACAUCGAGGCCAUCCUCGCCUUCUCGUCGACGGUCGACGAGUACGCCAAGUGCGUGCCGACGACGCAGGUGCACAAGCAGCAGGAGCACUUUAAGCGCAACAUCCACACGCCUGGAACGGCGCUCGCGCAUGACUUUGAGGACAUCAAGCCGACAACGCUGACGGAGCGUGGUGCGCUGUUUGAGGCACGGCGGUGCCUCAAGUGCGCGGACGCGCCGUGCCAAAAGUCGUGCCCGACGCAGCUCGACGUCAAAGCGUUCAUCUCGUGCAUUGCGAACCGCAACUACUACGGCGCGGCGCGGUACAUUCUGUCGGACAACCCGCUGGGUCUGACGUGCGGCAUGGUGUGCCCGACGUCUGAGCUGUGUGUGGGCGGGUGCAACCUGCACGCUGCCGAGGAGGGAGCGAUCAACAUUGGUGGCCUCCAGCAGUUUGCCACGCAGGUGUUCAUGAAGAUGGGCGUGAAGCAGAUCCGCAACCCGGCGGCGCCUUCGCUCGACGAGCUCCCCGAGUCGUUCUCGACGCCUGUGGCGUUUAUCGGCGCGGGCCCUGCGUCGAUUUCGGCGGCGACGUUCCUGGCGCGGCUGGGGUACUCGAACCUGACGGUGUACGAGAAGAACGCGUUUGUGGGCGGCCUGUCGACGACGGAGAUCCCGUCGUACCGUCUGCCAUUUGAGGUUGUCGAGUGGGAGGUGCAGCAGGCGAAGGACCUUGGCGUGGUGUUUGAGUUCAACUCGCCGGUUUCUGCCGAGCGGACGCUGGCACAGAUCAAGGCCGAGACCGGGGCCGAGGCUGUGUUCCUCGGCGUGGGCGCGCCGGACGCCAAGGUUGCGCCUGCCUUUGCGGAUUUCACGCCCGAGCAGGGCGUGUACACGUCGAAGCAGUUCCUCCCGCUGGUGAUGACGGCGUCCAAGGCGACGGCGUGCGUCGGCGAGGCGCGGCCGGACCUGCCCAAGCUCCACGGGCACGUGGUGGUGCUUGGCGCCGGCGACACGGCGUUUGACUGCGCGACGUCGGCCUUCCGGUGCGGCGCGCGGCGUGUCACGGUUGUCUUCCGCAAGGGCAUGAACGACAUGCGCGCGGUGCCCGAGGAGGUGGACCUUGCGCGCGACGAGCGCUGCGAGUUCCUCCCGUUCUCGUCGCCCAAGGCGGUUAUUGUCGACGAGGCGUCUGGCAAGGUCAAGGCCAUCGAGCUCUUCCGGACCGACAUGGACGACGAGGGCAAGUACUACGUCGACGAGGAGCAGUGGUCGCGGGUCAAGGCGGACUUUAUCAUUACCGCCUUUGGCUCGUCGCUCAAGGACGAGGCGCUCCGCGCUGCGCUCGCGCCGGCCACGUUUAACUCGUGGGGCGGCAUCGAGCACGACCCGCAGACGAUGGUGGCGACUGGCGCCGAGUGGCUCUUUACCGGUGGCGACUGCGCCGGCUCGGGCACGACUGUUGAGGCUGUCAACGACGGCAAGGUUGCCUCGUGGUCCAUGCACACCUACCUGCAGGGCCUGCACGGCCUGCCGGUCCCGUCGACGCCGCAGCUCCCGCUGUACUACUCGGAGAUCGAUGCCGUCGACAUCUCGGUUGACAUGGCCGGCCUCCACUUUGUCAACCCGUUCGGCCUCGCCUCGGCCACGCCGGCCACCUCGGGCGAUAUGAUCCGCGCCGCCUUUAACGCUGGCUGGGGCUUUGCCGUCACCAAGACCUUUGGCCUCGACAAGGACCUUGUCACCAACGUCUCGCCGCGCAUUGUCCGCGGCACGACGUCGGGCCACCUGUUUGGUCCCAGCCAGGGCGCCUUCCUCAACAUCGAGCUCAUCUCGGAGAAGACUGCGGCGUACUGGUGCAAGUUUGUCAAGGACGUCAAGGCCGACUACCCUGACCGCAUCAUUGUCGCCUCGAUCAUGGCUGCCUUUGACGAGUCGGACUGGAAGACCCUUGCCCAGCAGGCGCUCGAGUCGGGCGCAGACGCUCUCGAGCUCAAUCUCUCUUGCCCGCAUGGGAUGGGCGAGCGCGGCAUGGGCCUCGCCUGCGGCCAGAACCCCGAGCUCGUGCUCGGCAUUUGCCAGUGGGUCAAGGAGGUGUGCGGCGACGUGCCGUUCUUUGCCAAGCUCACGCCGAACGUGACCGACAUCCGCGUCAUUGCCGAGGCCGCCAAGCGCGGUGGAGCUACGGGCGUGACAGCCAUCAACACGGUCUCGGGCCUGAUGGGCCUCAAGACCAACGCCGAGGCGUGGCCUGCGGUGGGCAAGGAAAAGAAGACGACGUACGGAGGCGUGUCUGGCUCGGCGACGCGGCCCAUCGGGCUCAAGGCCGUGUCGGCCAUCGGCAACGCGCUUCCGGGCUUCCCCAUCAUGGCCACUGGCGGUGUCGAGUCUGCAGAGACGGCGAUGCAGUACAUCCACUGUGGCGCGUCGGUCGUCCAGAUCUGCUCGGCCGUCCACAACGAGGACUUUACCAUUGUGCAGGACUACAUCAUGGGCCUCAAGACGCAGCUGUACAUGGCGUCACGUGGCGACUUUGCCGGAUGGGACGGCCAGGCGCCGCCGGCCAUCACCGACCGCGUCCCGCGCGUCAACGCCGUCAUGCGCGAGCACGGCAAGGGCCUCCCGCGCUUUGGCCCCUACGAGAAGGAGCGCCAGCGCAUUCGCUCUGAGUGGGCCAAGUCGGUCAACCUCGCCGAGCCGUCGCCGUUCCUCGUCCCCAACGAGGCCGACGUCGUCCGCGGCCCGUCGUCCAUCGCCGAGGAGCUCGGCAAGGCCCUGCCCAACGUCGGCACCUACGGUGACCUCGACAACUCCCAGCAGGUUGUCGCCGUCAUCGACGAGGAGCUCUGCAUCAACUGCGGCCGCUGCGUCAACGGCUGCUCCUCUUCGGGCUACCAGGCCAUCGCCUUUAACCUCGACACCCACCUCCCGCGCGUCCUCGAGGACCGGUGCACUGGCUGCGCCAUCUGCCUCGGCAUCUGCCCCGUGGUCGACUGCAUCACCAUGGAGCCGCGCACCACCGACUACAAGCCCAACCGUGGCAUCCCCCCCGCUGCCCAGGCGUAAAGCUAACCAAACCACCA
Molecule: messenger RNA, 3117 nt
Organism: Thecamonas trahens ATCC 50062
Lineage: Eukaryota; Apusomonadida; Apusomonadidae
Product: dihydropyrimidine dehydrogenase (NADP+)
Exons: 2
Coding region: 17-3100 (1027 amino acids)
Biological process (GO): uracil catabolic process; thymine catabolic process; 'de novo' pyrimidine nucleobase biosynthetic process
Cellular component (GO): cytoplasm; cytosol
Molecular function (GO): iron-sulfur cluster binding; dihydropyrimidine dehydrogenase (NADP+) activity; uracil binding
Source: RefSeq, a predicted model, not a curated record